AGGCUCGGCGGGGCGAGGCCCAGGGCCGGGCGGGGGCGAUGGAGGAGGCGCUACUCUCCACCCCCAUCAACCCCAACAACUUCCCCGCCAAACUGUGGCGGUUGGUGAACAGCCCUCGCUACCGCUCGAUUCGCUGGGACGGCCGCGGCGAGGGGCUGCUCAUCGACCAGCCGCUCUUCGAGGCCGAACUGCUCAGCCCGCCCGGGGCGGGAGCAGGAGGCGGCGGGAGCUCCGGGGGCGGCGGCGUCGGCGGCGUCGGGGGCGCGGCGGCCGAGCCGGAGCUCUUCAAAACCACCAACUUCACCAGCUUCAUCCGCCAGCUUAACCUCUACGGCUUCCGCAAGGUGGUGCUGGGCGGGCCGGGCGCGGCGGGGCCCGGGCCGGGGCCGGGGGGCGGCGGGCCGGCGGGCGACGGGCCGCUCCACCACUUCCACAGCCCGCACUUUCGCCGCGACCAGCCCCAGCUGCUCGUGCACCUCAAGCGGCUCACCAGCGCCAACAAGGCCAAGCUGGCGGCCGGCCUGAAGGUGCCCUGCCGCCCGCCCAACCGCUUCCAGAGACUCCUCAUCACGUCGGCCUCCGCCUCGGCCUCGGCCUCGGCCUCCGCCUCCGUCUCGGCCUCCGCCUCGGCCUCCACCUCCACCUCCCCGCUGCAGCACCAGGAGCCGCCGCCGCCCGCGGGGCCCCGGCCGGAUCCGCACGGACCAGUGGCUGUAGGACAGUUCCAUCGGUCAUUUCGGCGUGAUAGUCUGUCUCCUUAUUCCUACGUAUCAACUUCAUCCCACAACCACAGUACCUUUCCUCUGAAAGGUUUAGAUCGGACCCCGAUUCCUCCUAGAACAUGGCAGAACUCCCUUGGAAUGCACCCAGGACAAGUAGAAACGUCUCCCACUUUUUCAGAUAAAGGGGUUCCAUUUCCUGUCCUGCAGAGGUUUCCAACUGAAGUUACCUAUACUCUGCAGCCCAGCGCCACAUCUGUACAUGUUCAGCAAGGCCCUCAAACAAUGGUCAACUCCUCCCAAAAAUAUAGUAACUACACACCCUCAGCACAGUACUCCCAAGCCUACUAUCCAACAGCUGUAUUACAGUGCUGCUCUCCUUCUACCCACAUGGACGCUCUCAGCAGUUGUGUCACUCCCACUGCCUCUACCUAUGCACACUGCAACUACUUCCAGAAUCCUCCAAUGCCAUCCUCCUAUCCAGUUGAGUUUCUGCCUUCUAAUUGGCCUUGUGGUACUACUGAUGAAAAUAAAAAGACAGAAGUAAACCUAGAGGCUGUUUUUCGGAUCUUAGAUGAAUUGCAUUCCUCCCCUAAAUUGGAGAUGGUAAAGGUGGAGCCUGUUGAGAAUCAGUGCCCAACAUCUCAGUCUAACAGAGGCCAACAUAUCCUAGCUAAUUCAAGCAAUAACAAUCCAUCUUCCACAAGUCAGGCUAGCCAGCUGGAGCCACUUACUCCUGUAGGUUCAGAUAUUACAUCUUUUGUGGUCGGAACAGAACAAGCAAUUACCUGCUCUCUACCACAGUCACCUGAGUACAUGUAUACCAUCCACACAGCUCAGCCUGUUGAAAAUACUACAAUGCAGGAAUCUGCAGCCAUCCAACAAGCUCAUGUCAAACUGAAGGAGCAUCUAAGUCAUAAUCCAUCUCCACCUUCAGUAGUAUUUGUGCAGGAAGGGCUACCGUUCAGCCCACACCAGGUGGAUGCCAGUAUAAAAUGCCAGACCAAUCCACCUGAGAAUAUCUUGCCUUCAGAACAGAUGGGAUUCCUUAUUUCAGAGAUGGGGCCUGCUAGCAAGCCUAGUAAAGACACAGAUUUAUCCACUCCAGUCAGAUACAGGGAGCGAAGAAGCAGCUCACAGCAAGGAAAGUCCCCUGAUCUUCAUCUGCUGGUGGAUGUGGCCUGCAAGCAAGAGCACUUUCCAAAGGAGGAGGAAUUAAAAGAGUGAGGCAUGGAUGACACGUGACAUUGUGCACUAGCUGUAGCUGGAAGCAGACUAGCCUUGCACAUGACACACUGUUGGGAUUUUUUCAGUUCUGUUAAGGAAAAAUAUAUUUUUGUUUUGUUAAUUGAGAAUUUGGUUAAUUGGAAUUUGAUAUUUAUUACAGCUGUUCAGUUCAGAUUAUUUACCUUGACAAACUACUAAACAUCUAGCAGCCAUUUUUUUGUUUGUUUUUUUGCUGCUCGGAUCCCUUUCAAAUGAAAAGUCCUGGCCUUCCGUUACAAUCAAGAAGCAUCUAAAAACUGCUGCAUCUAUGGUACUGGAGGAUAAUGUGUGUGUGGAUGUGUGCUGGUUUGUUAUCUUGCCCCUCUCAAAUUAUAGUCAGCACAACUCCAGUGGGGACUUCAUUCUAUCUGUUUCAAGUCACAGUGUGAUUCUUUUAGAGACGUUUGUGUGAGACACAAAGGCAUGUAAGGUCACCAAGACCGCAGGUCUAAAUGGUUCAGGAAUUCCAGGGAAGAAACUCUGGGAAAGAGCUGAUUUUCUAAGUGAUUAACUAGGAAAUGCUCUUAACUUUCUAACCCAGCAUUCUGUUUCAAGAGCAAGGCAUCGGACUUGGACCAUCCAUCACACUUAACAGCUUCUAAUUAUUUUAUAUUUAUGGGAGCAUUCUUCUAUUUUCAUACCUUUCUUUAAUUUUAAAUGGUACAUUAUUAUAAAUGAUAAGGUUUUGUUAAUAUAUCACUUAUUUAAAUGUCUCCUAAAGAAAAGUAUUCAACUGGUUUAAUAUAUUUAUAAAUGCUGGUAGAUUUUUAACGUUUUAAAGCUUUAUAUUUUUAUUAAUAUUUCAAGAUAGAAGGAUAAAGGAUGCAUGUGUAAUAUUUUUACUUUGAGGGGGAAAUGUGCAAUGUGCGCACAAAAACAUUAAGAGAUUUAACACAGUGCUUUCUUAUUUUAGAUUUUUUUAGAUCCUGUAAGUAUAAAUUAUCAUCUAUAUAAGAUAUUGUGUGCAAAUUUUGGGAGAAACUGAUUAGAAUUCAGUUAAUAGAAGCUUUACCGCUGAUAUUUUUAAUAGUUUAUGUUUGUUUUAAGCUUCUGAGAGAAUUUUGGAUAGUGGGAUAUAUUAUAACAUUUUUAUCUUGUCCCCUCUGUAGGAUUCUAGAUUCGAGUAGGAUUGUGGGACUGGUUUUUAAUAGACUAGGUAUCUUGGUUGUCCACUUUCUGUGUUUGAUCCCACAAUUGUUCAUCCAAGGACAGCAGGAAACUCUGAUUUAACGACUUUGAAAUUCACUAGAACUUUCUUACUGAAUUCUGCUUUAGUUUUCCUAAUAAGCACUGCAGAAACAAAAGGAAAGGCUAGGAAUAUGAAAGUAAUUAAAAAGAAAACGCACUUGGUGAUAUGAUAAGAGUACUGUGUUAACAUUGUGGGUAUAACAAUUCAUUAAAUUGCAUUGUGCCUUCCCAAUGAUGUCAAACCCUAGAAGUGUUACAGAGAUAGUAGGUUUUUGUUUGUGUUUUUUAGAGGAUGAGCUCUGUAUGGUGACUCAGUUUGAUAUGAAAGUAGGUUCUGAAAAGUAAUCUAUUUGGUCCAUCUGAUUCUAUAAGUUGAUAUCUAUGUAAUGGGCAUUUAUUCAACUUUAUUAGCAAGGUUUAAAAGAUGAACAGAUUAUCAAGACUCCUACAUCUUUUGGCCAGACUCUGUCUUUUGGCAGAGUAUGUGAAGAGGAGACCCAAUUUCUAAAUGAAGGAAGUUUGCUUUUUCUCUGUCAUGUUGAAAAGCCAAUAUACCGUGGUGAUAUUUCUUCCCUUAAAUAUGCCUUUCUUACCUUUGUAUAUGUUGAAGGAAAUAAUAUCUUUUGAGGAACAUGUGUCAAGUAGGAACCUUGGCAUGGAUUUGGUUUCAGUGGUUUUAAGGCUUAAUAAAAUGAAAUGUUUUUAUCAGCUUUCCAAACUUUUUUCUGUAUAUGAAUACAACAGACCAAGGAGCUAGGUCUCCCACUGUUCUCAUAUGCCUGCUGCCUGUCAACUAAAGCUUUCAUCACAGACUUCGGUAAAAUGGAAAAAGAUAAAAUAAAAUCUUUGUGUAAAUUAGGCAGUAGGGUCUGGCACAUACUAAAAAGGUUCCUGACUAGCACCUCAGUGUUUCAGCACCUUUAGCAUGAUAAAUUUCAAUCAGUCAACAAUAAAGUGAGCGUUUCAACUUGACUUGUGUCUUGAUUGUUUUUACAAUUGGUGAUUAUUAGAAACCUCAGUCAUUAUGAUUUUUAAUCAUAAUAAUAAAGUUCAAAAGAGAAUGUACUCUUUUUUAAAGAAUCUGACUUUUUCAGAAAAUGUGUACUGGCUUUCUCAUUUUUAAAUUUGCACUUGAAUAGAGAUUUUUAAAAUUCCAUUAAGGAUAAGGACAAUUCUUUUUUAAAAAAAUAUUUUUUAUUGAUUUCAGAGAGGAAGGGAGAGAAAGAGAUAGAAACAUCAAUGAUGAUGAGAGAAUCAUUGAUUGGCUGCCUCCUGCAUGCCCCCCACUAGGGAUGGAGCCUGAAACCUGGGCAUGUGCCCUGACUGAGAAUUGAACUGUGACCUCCUGGUUCAUAGGUUGACGCUCAACCACUGAGACAUGCCAGCCAGGCAAGGAUAAGGACAAUUCUUGGCCAUGUUUUUAGAAACCUAGUUUUUUGGAAGAGGAUGUAUGGUCUUCAGUAACUGUAACCCAUCCAGAUGUGAAAGUAGAUCCUGAGGGAUGACUUGUGAGACUAGGUGGUAGAUGUCAGGGAGGUGGGCGGUUCACCACCACAGUGAUGGCAUCUCUGUGAAGGUUGUGGUAUGUCAACCCCUGAGAGAUAACUCCAAAACUUUAAAGCCAAAGAAUAAUUUAUAUUGCUUGUCAAUUUUGGUGACAUAAAUACAGUAUAUCAGUGAACUAAAUCACAUAGAGCUGUUUGGUUUGAUCCGGAGUAUCUCAGCGUACCCAGGCUCAUGAUACAUAUUAUCAUCAUUCCAAGAUCUUGGAGUUUCCUUAAAAGAGGGCAACCACAUUUAUAUUUUUUUCUUCUUUCAACUAAGUGUAUGUCUGAACUCUUAGGCUUGAUUUUCUUAAUUCCUUUGUAAGAUUCAAGUAGGAAUAAGUUAGGCAAAGCCCAUUAGUAGCUUCCUUUUUGUUUAGUUAACUUUCAAUCUAAU
Molecule: messenger RNA, 5114 nt
Organism: Myotis daubentonii (Daubenton's bat)
Lineage: Eukaryota; Metazoa; Chordata; Mammalia; Chiroptera; Vespertilionidae
Gene: HSF5
Product: heat shock transcription factor 5
Biological process (GO): regulation of DNA-templated transcription
Molecular function (GO): DNA-binding transcription factor activity; sequence-specific DNA binding
Source: RefSeq, a predicted model, not a curated record